Brachypodium distachyon (stiff brome) is the source of this 2194-nucleotide messenger RNA. RefSeq names its product UDP-glucuronate 4-epimerase 3. Bases 239 to 1684 code for a protein of 481 amino acids. The transcript has a single exon. Lineage: Eukaryota; Viridiplantae; Streptophyta; Magnoliopsida; Poales; Poaceae. The record is from RefSeq and is a predicted model, not a curated record.
GAUUAUUCGGCAGAUGUACGAAAGCCCAGGCAGUCAUUGGCUGGCUCCUAGAAAAUCUAAAAAAGAAAGAGAAAUCCCCACGAUUUCUCCUCAAAUGUAGCGCCGGGGGAAACAAAAUCGCCCUAAACGGAGACGCCGGAACGAAUCAAAACCAUCGCGAGAAAACGGAAAGCAAAAAGCCCUCCAAACCCCACCCAAUCCCGAGAUCCAGCGAGCAGCCGCAUUGCCGCAGAUCGAGAUGGCGCCGCAGCUGACCGGCGCGCCAGGCUCGGCGGCGGCGGCGGCCGGCGCGGCGGCCGUCAAGUCGCAGUUCCACCACUACCACCACCACCGCCUCCCCCCGCGCCACCACCACUCCUCCGCGACGUCGCUCCUCUCCAAGCUCGCCUUCUGGUCCGUCUGCUCCCUCUCGCUACUCCUCGCCUUCCUCCUCCUCUCCCCCUCCGCCGCCCCCGCCCCGCGCGCCUCCCCCGACUCCCCGCGCCGCUCCCUCCACGCAUCCCCUUCCGCCACCUGGGGCGGCGCCGCCUGGGAGAAGAAGGUGCGGGCCUCCGCGCGGGUCAGACGGACCAACGGGCGUGGCCUCUCCGUCCUCGUCACGGGGGCCGCGGGCUUCGUCGGCUGCCACGCGGCCGCCGCGCUGCGCCGCCGGGGCGACGGCGUACUCGGACUCGAUAACUUCAACGACUACUACGACCCCGCCCUCAAGCGCGGCCGGGCCGCACUACUCGCACGCUCGGGGGUCUACGUUGUCGACGGCGACAUCGCGGACGCCGAGCUCCUCGCCAAGCUGUUCGAUGUCGCGCCUUUCACGCACGUCCUGCAUCUCGCUGCUCAGGCAGGCGUGCGGCACGCGCUCGUUGACCCGAUGUCCUAUGUACGGGCAAACGUGGCCGGACUCGUGGCGCUGCUUGAGGCGGCGCGCGCAGCCGACCCGCAGCCGGCGAUCGUCUGGGCAUCUUCGUCUUCAGUGUACGGACUGAACUCUCAUGUGCCUUUCUCCGAGCAUGACAGGACGGACCGACCAGCGUCUCUGUAUGCAGCGACCAAGAAGGCUGGUGAGGAGAUCGCUCAUGUCUACAACCACAUCUAUGGGCUCUCGCUCACCGCCCUCCGGUUUUUUACCGUCUAUGGGCCGUGGGGGCGCCCCGACAUGGCAUACUUCUUCUUCACCCGGGACAUUCUUGCUGGUCGACCAAUCACGGUGUAUGAGAGUUCUGGUGGAGGCACACACCAGACCACAAUUUCCCGGGAUUUCACCUACAUUGAUGAUAUUGUGAAAGGGUGUGUUGCGGCAUUGGAUACAGCUGGGCGGAGCACAGGCAGCGGUGGCAAAAAGCGAGGGCCGGCGCCAUUCAGGACAUACAAUUUGGGGAACACGUCUCCUGUGCCGGUGACACAGCUGGUGGAUUUACUGGAGAAGAUGCUCAAGGUGAAGGCUGUGAGGAGAGUUGUUAAGAUGCCAAGGAAUGGGGAUGUGCCUUACACACAUGCUAACAUCAGCCUUGCACAGCGGGAGCUUGGGUACCAGCCAUCAACUGAUCUCCAAACAGGGCUCAAGAAGUUUGUACGGUGGUAUCUUGAGUACUACAUGCCUGAGUUGGCUGUGAAGCUGAAGCAGCACGGCAGUAGCAAUAGCAAGGGUUUGCGUGGUCGGAAUGGCAGCACGAGCAGCGCAAGAUGACUGACUGUUCAGUUUCUGGAUGCCCCUCUUCUGACGGUGUGUAUCAGAGAUCUGAUCCCGUGCUUAAUUCAUCAGAUUUUGAGGGGCUCAUAUUACUCAGCGCCUUCUUCAAGUGAAAUGAAACGAUCAUUAAGUAGCCUAGUGUUGGAAAACUGUUGCUUCUGUUUGCUUCCCAUAGCUGAGCAUUCACUCCCUGGUUCCAUUAGUUGGUUCUUAGGAUGACACUGCUCAGAAGAUUUUUCAAUCAUUUUGGGGACAGGCGGUGCAUUUUAAAGACCACGAUAGAUUCUUUUAGUGACAUUCUGUACCACAGGAGAGAAGGAAGUACAUCAUGACUCUGUUUCUUUUGUUCAAUUGAAAUAGUUCUGAUCGACAUUCAGUUCUCUCUGAACCAUAUGUCUUACUGAAAUUCAUGUUAGUUUCCUGUAUGGUGGUCCAUACUCUUAGGACCUCUGGUAUAAAAUAUUUUGUUCUCAUGAGAAUAUUAGAAUCUAGUAUUUCCUUUGUGAA